Molecule: messenger RNA, 102 nt
Organism: Gongylonema pulchrum
Lineage: Eukaryota; Metazoa; Nematoda; Chromadorea; Rhabditida; Gongylonematidae
Source: the annotation of a GenBank genome assembly
AUGAACAAGCAUGAGCAGCAGCAGGAGCAGCAGGAACAGCAGGAGCAGCAGCAGCAGCAGCAGCAGCAGCAGCAGCAGCAGCAGCAGCAGCAGCAGCAGCAG